ACAGUAUGGUGCCUAUAGUGCAAGCGGAUCGUACAUUAUUCGCUCAACUAUGUAGGCUUAUAUUAUAAAUAAAUAUUGUAGGUUUGUUUAUUUACAUAUAAUGAAGAAAUGUCUUAUUAGUAUUAAAAUAAAAACAAUGAAAAGUGACAAAGCAAGAUGUCUGAUGUGGAAAAAAAUUAUAUUAAAGAUCUUCUUUGCGAUGCACCCCGGUAUAAUAACAAUUAUCGCAAGCCAGUAAUUAGUCCACAUCAAACACGAGAUACGACAGAUUAACAACGACAGCCAUGUUUAGUCGAGCGGCGAUUGUUUUGUGCUUCUACCACCUCGCGGCCCAGAGUGCCUUUAUCCGGAAAAACGAUGAUUUUCCGGAUAGUGCGAAUCGAACGGAAAAACCGAUUUAUUCGUCAAAUUUAUUUAAUGUUACCGUUGAAGUACACAAUAGGACGUUCUUAGAUGUUAAUGGAACGAACUUGACGAAUGUCGAUGAACAAGUUGCGGAAAAAAGAAGUAGUGUGGACAAUUUGACAGUGUGGGAAAAUGUGACAAGCCCGACAGGGGUACUGCCGUUAAAGGCGAAGAAGAAUCAGAAGUUUUCUGUGGACUACCUGUUGACCCAAACGUUUCCCACGAAAACUUCUAAUGAUACUGGUUUGAACCCUUGUAAAGCUGAUGUGUUCCUGGACGAUAUAGCGAUUACAUUUGCGGACUCUCGAAGACGAUACAUUCAUAGGGAUAGCGAGGACGAUCAGGAGAAACACAAACUGAUAUCUGAGAGUGCCAAGAAGAUUUUGGAGAAGAAGAAAAUAUGGAAAUCUAGCGGAGCUAACUUUACAUUCACCAACAAUCACAGGAUACGAAAAAGGGCAGCGGCGACCACCGUAAAAGAACGCCUCUGGGACGACGGGAUUGUCCCAUAUGAAAUCGACGAGAACUGGAGCACUUUCAGGAAAGCCUUGGCGAAACAAGCGAUGAGACAUUGGGAGAAUCACACUUGUCUCAAAUUCAUCGAGAGAAACCGAACUGAAAACGUUAAUUAUGUGUUUUUUACCGAAAAACCUUGCGGAUGUUGUUCUUUCGUGGGUAAAAGAGGCAUAGGAGCGCAAGCAUUAAGCAUAGGAGAGAGCUGCGCCCGAUUCGGGAUAGUCGUGCACGAAAUAGGACAUGCGAUCGGGUACUAUCACGAGCACACCCGACCUGAUCGCGAUAACUACGUCCAAGUGUUCAAUGAGAACAUCAUGAAAGGUCAGCAAACGAAUUUCCAAAAACUACCAACGGAUCAAGUGACCUCCUUAGGACUUAAAUACGACUACGACUCCAUAAUGCAUUAUGCCAGAAAUACUUAUUCCAUUAACGUUUACCUGGAUACCAUACAGCCAGUUGGUAUUCCCCAGGGAAAGAAGGUUCCAGAAAUCGGCCAAAGAAUCGGUCUUAGUGCCGGAGACAUUCAGCAAACCCAAAUAUUAUACAAUUGUCCCAAAUGUGGAAAAACAUUUCAAGUGAAAUCCGGCACUUUCGCACCCCCUUUACCGACAUUAAACUCGGUGGAUGAGAAAACGGAGUGCGAAUGGCGGAUCAGUGCCACCCCGGGGGAAAAAAUCAUCUUAAAUGUGACUUUUAUGGAUAUUUUUAAGUCUCCCAACUGCUCCACUGAUUAUUUGGAAGUUCGUGAUGGAUACUGGAGGAAAUCCAAGUUAUUAGGAAAGUUCUGCGGUAGAGGUGAAAUCAGUGAAAUCAAAUCGGACAGCAGCAGGAUGCUCGUCACAUAUGUGGCUGAAAAUAACCGACAAACCAAAGGAUUUGUGGCUAACUUCGAAGUGGUUUGCGGUGGGGUGCUUGAAGUCACUUCUGAAGGCUAUUUGGCUUCACCAAACUAUCCAGAAGACUACCAUCCAGGGAAAAAAUGCAUCUGGAAGAUCACGGUGCCCCAAAGGUACCAAGUGGCUUUGAAAUUCAUGUCUUUCGACCUCGAACGUCACGAGGAAUGCAAAUAUGACUACGUCUCUAUUCAGAACGAUUUGGAUACGAAUUCGACGGUGGUUAACUCGUUUUGUGGAUCUGUUUUACCCGAUCAUGUGAUAUCUACGACCAAUGAGAUGACUGUGACCUUUGUUAGUGACAAAUCUAACCAACGAGGGGGCUUUUCAGCAAAAAUCAUCGCCGAAUUCAACGAAUGCGAAAAAACCGAUCACGGCUGCGAACAAAUUUGCAUCAACACACUCGGAAGUUUCAUGUGCUCCUGCCAUCCCGGCUACGAAAUUCACUCGGAUAAACGCAGUUGCGUCGACGUUUCAGAUGCUUGCGGAGGAAAGUUUACAUCCCUUAACGGAACUGUCACUUCACCGUCAUUUCCCGAAUUGUAUCCGAGGAAUAAACGAUGCGUUUGGGAGAUCGAAGCGCCACCUCAACAUGUUAUUUUCUUUAAUUUUACCCAUUUGGACUUAGAGGGUAACAAUUACGAUCAACAGCUAUGCGAGUAUGACCAAGUGAACGUCUCAGCUUUACUAGUAAACGGAAAGUACAAAGAACUCGGCUCCUUCUGUGGCACCAGAAAACCGAAAAUUAUAAACUCGGAAAGUAACAUGUUGCAAGUGUCUUUUGCCUCAGAUGAUAGCGUACAACAGACCGGAUUUGCUGCAGUAUAUUUCAUAGAUAAGGACGAAUGUGCCAUAAGAAACGGCGGGUGCGAGCACGAUUGCACCAACACGUUGGGCGGUUUUCAAUGUUCUUGUCGCACCGGGUUCAGUUUGCACGAAAACAAGAAAAACUGCAUCGAGGGUGAUUGUGUUCAUGAGAUUUUCACUCCACCUUUUGGAUCCAUCAGUAGCCCCAACUACCCCAAAUACUAUCCGGCGUCCAAAGACUGCGCAUGGCAUAUAAGAACAUUGCCCGGACAUAGGCUCAGAUUGGCUUUUAUGAAUUUUAACUUGGAGAGCCAUCCCGAGUGCUAUUUUGACUAUGUGCAGAUAUUUGAUGGAGAUUCAUCAAAAUCGCCGCAAAUCGGACGUUACUGUGGUCCUAAGGUGCCACACCUCAUAGUUUCAGCAGAGAAUCAACUCUAUAUGACGUUUAAAUCGGAUAAUAAUGUGCAUAAAAAAGGAUUUUGGGCUACUUAUUCUACUCAAUGCGGUGGAAUUUUACAAGCGAGCCAAGAAAAACGCCAGAUCUACUCGCAUUCCAAAUAUGGCAACGCCACCUACCCGGCUAUGGAGUCAUGUGACUGGUUCAUUAUCGGCAACGAUGGCUAUAACGUCAAACUGACUUUUAAAGUUUUCAUUCUGGAAAACGAGGAAGACUGCUCUUAUGACUAUUUGGAAGUGUUCGAUGGGCUGGACAGUGGAGGAAGCAGUUUUGGGAAAUUUUGUGGAAAUCAGACUUCCCAAGAGUUGACCUCCACCCAGGAAGGGAUGGUGCUAAAGUUCAGGACAGAUGACAGAAUAGCGGGACAAGGAUUCAUAUUGGAAUACGAAAUGGUCGAGAGCAGAUACAGCUUGGAGGAAUAUGACACUCUCGAUUAAUUUUGGUUUUAAAUUUAGGUGCUUAGGACUUUGUGAUAAAACAGUUUUAAAUUUAUAGGCUUUCUUGUGAGGUGUAAAAGUUUUGUAGUAUAGUUGUAAAUAAAAUAUUAUUUAAU
Messenger RNA from Anthonomus grandis grandis, 3631 nucleotides. RefSeq names its product bone morphogenetic protein 1-like. Gene Ontology annotation, molecular function: metalloendopeptidase activity; calcium ion binding; zinc ion binding. The record is from RefSeq and is a predicted model, not a curated record. Lineage: Eukaryota; Metazoa; Arthropoda; Insecta; Coleoptera; Curculionidae. The coding region runs from base 285 to 3515 and encodes 1076 amino acids. Gene Ontology annotation, biological process: proteolysis. The transcript is spliced from 16 exons.